Molecule: messenger RNA, 4680 nt
Organism: Didymodactylos carnosus
Lineage: Eukaryota; Metazoa; Rotifera; Eurotatoria; Philodinida; Philodinidae
Source: the annotation of a GenBank genome assembly
AUGUCUUCUACUCUGAGCGACUUCGGUAAAAUUCUAAUCGAGAAUAUACGAGAAGCUGCGAACAUCGAGUUUAAUUUAACAAGUAUUUUAUCUCAAGAAGAAGUAAAAUGGUUAGACAAUUAUCGUCAGUCAUGUGGCAGUGAUCCUAACAUGUUAUUCUUUGGAAUGUUUCCAAUAAUUGCUCAUUUUUCCAAUCGUAGCCAUUACUUGGAUUUAUUCUAUAAAGCAAACACAUUUAAUUUGUAUUCUGUUAUUAUAGGACCAUCAGCUAAUAUGGAAAUAUUGAAUGAAGCUGUGAAGAAGGUCGAUCGACUGUUUAGUAGUCAUUAUCGACGACAACAAAUGAUCGGUAAAAAAGAAGUAAUGACUGGCUCAACAUUAUCCAAUAUAAAUGGAUUAUCACUACGUAAAGAACUAGCCACCGGAGAUAAACUAAUAUUAAGUGAUGAAUUAGAUUCAGCAUUUUCAAAAUUGGGUGUUUUUGAUCCAAAGGAAAAGGCCGAAGAGAGUUCACUGUUAUGUGAAGCAUUUGAUCGAAUUCGAAAUAACACAAGACGAACAGGGUCGACAGUCGAUUAUAUCGAAGACGCCAAAUUGUCAAUAUUAGGUGCUACCACUGGCAUGCGGUAUAAUCGUGUCUUACAACAAUUUAGCCAAAAUGAUGGUCAUCAUGGAGUGCAUAAUCGUAUGACAUAUUUUGCAGUAUCAGAUGAAAAAGAGGCAACACGUCCUCAACAUAUAAAAAAACGAGAGUCAGUAUCAUCAACAGCAUCCUUUGCUCACAUAUUUGCUGUAUGUCAUCUAUUUGGCGAUAUUGAAUAUCAGUUUCGAGAUGAAUCGGAUGAUGAAUCAUUGAUAUUAAAUUCACAAGAGCAAACACUGAACUCACAGUCGAAUGCUCGUUAUUAUACAUUUAAUAAAACAGCAGAUUUAUAUGAGCAGAGGAAAAAAUUGACCGAGCAACAUAGCCGAAAUUUUCAUGCAAAAGUACUACAGUUGUUCCCCCGCUACUGUACGGGAUUUCAGAUAUUCAAAAAUGUGAUUCGUGUUUUAUCUGUCGUUGAGCAAUACGCCAUAUUCGAAGACGGGCACAACGAAUUUCGACAAAUAGACGAAAAUUUUAUCAUACAAGCACAAUUAGCUAUCAAACGUCUGUUUUUGGAUGAUAAAAUCGAAAGAAAUGAGCAAAAAAUGCCCAUUCUGUACAUCGAAUUCGAUACCUGUUUCGCAUUAUGGUCAUAUUACGAACACAUAUUCAAAGUUAGUUUGAAACUGUUUGAUUUAAAUCCCAUGUCAACAUCAAUGAAAGGAAGCACAAAUGUAUUGUCAACUCAACAAGCAAAUGCACGAAUUAUUCUUCUGUCUCCUUAUAAUGUAUUUAGUCGGACAGCAUUUACUGGCAAAAAUCCAAAGAAUCUUACCGUUAAUGGACCAUUUCAUCAUCAAGAUCACAAAUUUGAUGAGGGUAUAAAAGAAUUAGAACGAUCCAAACUAAUUAAAACUGACAAGUGGCUGAAAAAAACGAGAAUUAGUUAUUUUAAGCGACAGAUUCCAGCUGAUCCACAGGAGGCCGCCGAAUUCGAAGAAAAUUUAAAUAAUUACAAUGUGACAUUAGCUGAAUAUUCAAAAAUUUACGAGUCGUCAUCGUAUCCGCCCAACAGUGAACUAUCGUUAAAGUUUGUCACACAUUUAGCGUGUGAUCGGAAAUAUAUACGAGAAUAUCAUAAAUAUGAAGAUGAUCCAGAAAUGAGAUUACAAAUUGGUAUAUUAAUUACUGAUGGUAAAAUUAGAACAACAAAUGUCGAUGGUGAGAUACAAUAUGAAUUGGAUCCCGACUAUGAUUUGAUAAAUCAUCACACCAAAUCAUUAUUGCCGACCUCAGCUCAAGCACAGCUAUCAUCAUUCGUGAAUAUAGCACAAUCAACCACAAUGAUUGAAGAUGUAUUGACUUCACCGAUAAUGAAUGCUGUAACAGCCAACAAACAACCAACUGAAACAACAACAUCUGUAAGGCAAGCACAUCUACAGAAUGAAGAUAUUGAAUUGGUUGAAAUAGUAGACGAUACAUGCAGCAAUCAAGCAGUUAUGAUUGAUUCAUCAAAAACAAAAUUUGGACAGCUAAUACAAAUGGCUUUUGAAACUAUAGAAUCAGCAGCGGCAGCGAACAAUCAAGAACAUUCGAAUGAUAAUUAUUCGAAUGAGACGGCCGAAAGUGUAUCUGUGCAUAAAACAAACAUACGAUCUCAACAAGCAAUAUCACCGUCGAGUUCAUCAUCAUUCGCUGUCGAUCAAGACCGAUUUACAGAUACAAUCUUCGAUUCAAACGUACAGCAACCACGAGUACAAGCUUUUUCAUAUCAAGAACAAGACGAGCACCCAGUACAAAUCCUUCGCGAAUCUAACAAAGUUUUGUCAAAUGAAAUUUCAGCAGCGAUGGAUCAAGAAGCCACCGUAUUGUCACCCUCUCCAACAAAAACAAGUACUAAAAAUAGUAAACAAGAAAAAUCAUCACUGACUACAGAUGAAAAUAACAAUACUACCUCGUUUGAAAAGAUUAUCUCCUGUUGUCAGCGUAUUCUAUUAUCAAGCAGUUGUCUAAUGACAAAGACAGAUAUAGCAAGCGUAUCAUCGCAUUCAAAUAAUGGCAAUCGAAAUUCGGCUAUCAAUUUAUUAUUGAGAGAUGGACUGCUCAAACAAGAUUACUAUUAUUCAAGAAAAUCAAAUUCGUCGACUUUAAGAAAACAUUUAGGAUAUAUAAAAAGUUGUCCCAAUGAAGAUAUAACAUCGCUGAUGGAUUUUUGUGAAAAAUUAAAGAGAUACUCAAUCUCGUAUGAACAAUUUUUACAAUCGUUCAAUAAUGGGCACCCCAUAAAAUAUGACGAGAACGACGCACCGGUCAUCGAAUCCGUGAAUGUUCAUUCGAGAACGUCGUAUGGUUUAUCUGAAUCAUUUGAGGCCAUGAUAAAUACAAACGCGUUUUAUCGAAAGUAUGUAAAAUUUGAAAAUGAUCAAGUUAUUCGACCUACAUCAUUGGCGUUGUCUGAUUUAUCGAGUAACGAUCUCCACCCUAUUACAUCUAAUAAUUUGGCGUCUGUAGACGAAGUAGCCAUGAAUGUAGUAGCAUCGACACCUUCGAAGUAUAUCGUCGAGGUCAAUGACGAUCAAAAUGCAAUUCUGUUAUUGCUAAAUAAAUUGACAAUCAAAGAGUUGAACGUUGUCUGGAAAUUGUAUGACAUUCUACCGGAACAAUUGCCGAACAAAAUCGAACAUAUUCGGCGUAUCAUGGAAGUGAACUUUGUCAGGCACUUCGAUGCGAUUGAUGUACAAUGUUUCUGUUCAAUUUUUAAACAUCAACCAAAAGUAGGUAGAGAGGCGUUUGGCUAUGUAAAACAAUGUUUUAUAUGUGCUUCCCUUGUCUUUAUUAAUUUUAAGUUCAAAAAACAACUCUAUUGUGACACGAACGUUGAUGAUAUUAUCAAUACAUAUCGAAAUCGCAUUGAUAUCGACGAUGCGAAAAUCGUCAAUGUCAUUAAUUUAUUACCAUUUGCAUUGGAAUGUAUAAAAUGUGGACGAUCAAUAGAAGAAUUUUCGUGCCAUGACUCGACUCUGUUCGACUUAGCAUCAAUUAAAUCUUGUACAAUUUUUAAAGGAAGAUGUUGUCAGUACGAUCAUUAUCCGUGCUAUUAUCAAAAUCGCUUAACCAAAGAAAAAGUUAUUUCAUUCGCAAAAUUUCAAUCGAGUCAAUAUUUACAUUUCGACGGGCUCACUGUGUUUGAUUUCCGAUUAUUCAUGGCGUAUUCAGCAAAUCUGAUUCAUUGUCAUACAACGUUUAACGGCUUCUCCGAUUCGUUCGAUUUUAUAAUUCAAUCAAUUCAGGACAAUCAAACAGACAUCGAUGAUCUAUCUUUCACAAAUCGAAGGAAAACAUAUUUACAUCCACAGCAAUUGUUUGUUCGUUUAUAUAUAGAGAACUAUGGACGAGACGAAUAUUUUCGGAAAAACGCUGAACUACUCUAUUCAAUGUUUGUGGCAUUUUGGACACGACACAAAUUUAUUUCAUUCAAGCAAUGUGAUGAACACUGCUCACGUGUAUUCGUUUCCGAUGGACAUCAGAAGCCCGAUCGUCUAGUAUGUUCAUUCGAUAACGUAUGUGAUGUUUCGAUUGAUGAACUUGGUCCUAUUCUUCUUGGGUGCCCAGAGACACCAACACGAGAUAAGAACAACGAGCAAAAACGAACCAAAUUCUAUUGUGAAAAACAUAGAUUGUUGUUCAAUGCUAAUGAAGACACAAUAUUGUCAUCGUCGCUAUUAUCCGGAAGUGCACUAGAACGGCCGAUUUAUGACAAUCAAACCAUUCAACAAAAAGCAUUGAUUCUAGAAGAAGAAGAUAAUCAAUUUAUUGAAAAAUCCGAUGAAUGCAACGUCCAUCGGGACGGGAUGGAAGCUAGAUCAAAAUUAUCUAGCUAUGGGUUCGUUGCAACAUUUCUCAAUUGCGGAAUUAUUAUUGGAUUUGACGAACAACCCCGUUCAGAAGGCAUCCGUCGUCUGUUACAUCUAAUUCGAAUUAAACGUUAUGGUCCCUUACCGUCAGCGAUGAUGUACGAUACGGCGUGUACACUCCGGCUUUUCAUGGAUAAAUGGAACGUGACAAUAGUAAAAUUUAAUGCAAAAUCAGAUUGA